UUCCGUGUUCGCACCAACCGAGCGCUCUGACAGUCAGACUUUUCCAGGUUACUAAUGCUUAGAAAGAGGAAGUGAUGCGUGCAGCUGUCAGCCUGCGAGCCGUCCACAGCAUUAUGAAAAAGACAAGUGUGACGAGCAGACUCACUCCGGACGCCUGAAGACACAAAACUCUCAAUUCAACUAACAGUUUGUGAUCAGCAGCACCAUGGCUCAAGGCUGCCUCAAGUGUCUGAAGUACACCAUGUGUAUCUCCAACUUCCUGUGUUUUAUGUGCGGCGUGGCGCUCAUGGGUCUGGGGGGGUACUUGAUGGCGACCUUUAAAGUGGAUGGCCUCAUCCCCAGCCCGGCCGAUUUGAGCAUGCUGAGCAUCCCCAACCUGCUGCUGAUCUGCGGCAUCAUCAUCACCUGCAUCUCCUUCCUGGGCUUCCUGGGUGCGCUGAAGGAGAACCGCUGCCUCCUGCUCACGUUCUUCCUGGUUCUCUUCCUGCUGAUGGUGGUGGAGCUGGCCCUAGCCUGCUUGAUGCUCGUGAACAAUGAAGAAAUCGUCAACAAAGUAAAAGGAGACCUGAUAAAUGGUUUGAAUUCGACCAAAACGAAAAACUCCACAGAAGAGUCUGAGUGGGAUUUGGUGCAGAAAAGGUUUAUGUGCUGUGGAGUCAACAACUACACAGACUGGGGAAACAACAUCCCCAAAUCCUGCUGCCAAGACGAGUGUGAUAAAGUCCCCUUUCAAAGCUAUACAAUGGGAUGUUUUGUGGCGCUCAGCGAAUGGUUUGAAGACAAUUAUCUGUACUGUGGGAUUGGCGUCAUUUCAAUCUGCAUAGUUGAGGUUUUGGGGAUGUGCUUCGCCGUCACGCUCUUCUGUCACAUCACAAGCUCCGGACUGGGCUACAAGCUAUAGAAACUUCGAGUGUGGAGUCAUCUUUGUUUUUAAAUCGUUUUUUUGUUCUUGAACGUUCUCAUGCAGCUAAAAUAAGAUACCCCCUCCCCCCAAAAACUUUGAGCUUUGUAAAAGCAAAUCAAGCCUGUGUGAAUCUGCUUUGUAUUUUUGAACUAGUGUGUCAAAUCUGCAUGAAUAAAGAACAUGUACAGCU
Molecule: messenger RNA, 1094 nt
Organism: Oryzias melastigma (Indian medaka)
Lineage: Eukaryota; Metazoa; Chordata; Actinopteri; Beloniformes; Adrianichthyidae
Product: leukocyte surface antigen CD53
Exons: 8
Coding region: 206-901 (231 amino acids)
Cellular component (GO): membrane
Source: RefSeq, a predicted model, not a curated record